Guillardia theta CCMP2712 is the source of this 924-nucleotide messenger RNA. RefSeq lists its product as hypothetical. The record is from RefSeq and is a predicted model, not a curated record. The annotation marks the transcript as partial. NCBI's taxonomy places the organism in Eukaryota, Cryptophyceae, Pyrenomonadales, Geminigeraceae. The transcript has 3 exons.
GUCGGAGCUGCGUGCGGGAAGCUGCAUACCGUCGCACUGACGGAGGAGGGGAGAGUCUACUCGUGGGGAUGUGCUAAUGGCGCCCUUGGCCAUGGCAACUCCAAGUCCCAGCUGCUCCCCAAGGCACUCGACCGCCCCCUUAUCUACUCGAUGCCCUCCAUCACCACCAUCGCAUGCGGUGAGUUCCACACGCUGGCGGUGGGGCAGGAUGGGACGCUGUGGACGUGGGGCAGGAACCAGUACGGGCAGCUGGGGCAUGGAGACUGCAAGACGCACAAGCUGCCAAGGAGGGUGGAGGCUCUAGAGAAGAAGAUCUGCAUCAAGGCGGCAGCUGGAGGGCAGCACUCGCUCGUGCUGACCGAGGCCAACAAGGUCUACGCCUUCGGCAGCAACGUCUUCGGUCAGCUGGGUUUGGAGUCCAAGGUGAAGUACUCGGCGGCCCCCGACAUCGUGUCGAGGCUGAGGAGGAGCGGAGUGUGCCACAUCACGUGCGGGUACAGCCACAGCAUGGCACUGCUCAAGUCAGAGCAGCUCUACUCCUGGGGUAGGAACGACUGCGGCCAGCUCGGGCUCGGGCACUACAGGAGCUCGCCGGUGCCGGAGCACCUGACCAUGUUCAAGAAGUCUCAAGUCCAGCAGAUCUCGUGCGGGUACGACCACAACAUCGCCUUCGUGUCCGAGUACGCCGGCCCUGGGGUGCCUCCUCUGGAGAAGGUCUACACGUGGGGAAGAGGAGAGGAAGGCCAGCUGGGGCACGACGAGCUCUACUCUCGAUGCGUCCCCAAGGUAGUGCAGACGCUGCUGGCGCGCGGGAUCAGAGCGGUGGCAGCUGGAGGAUUCAGCUCGGCUGCCAUCGACGAGGCCAAGCAGCUCUACACCUGGGGCUGCUCGAGAGAGGGUCAGCUGGGUCAUGGCGACGACAUU